This is a messenger RNA of Paralichthys olivaceus (Japanese flounder), 2019 nucleotides long. Lineage: Eukaryota; Metazoa; Chordata; Actinopteri; Pleuronectiformes; Paralichthyidae. The record is from RefSeq and is a predicted model, not a curated record.
UCUUGCUUCCCUCCUCUCCCGCAGCCUCGGUCGAAGAAGCGUCGUCCGACGUUCCGCCGCCUGUUGAAGACGAGCGGUGUGAAGCUGGAGAACAAACUGAAGAACCGUCAGCUGAAGCAGCAGAACGUCGCCAAAAAACAACGUAAAGAGCAGAAGAGGCUGAGACAGGCAGUGAAGGAUGCUGCCAUCCGGACACCCCGCCCACUGGAGACGUACAGGAAGAGACCGGAGGAAGAGGAGGAUGAGGAGUUUCUGGAGACUCUGCCCACAGACAUGAUGGAGGACGACGACCUGCAGCGGAUGACCGCCAUGGCUCGACAGGCAUCCUUCAUCACCAGAGACCUGUCAUCAUGUGGGCCGGUGCACAGUGGGAAGAAGCGGAGCUCGGAGGUCGUUCACAGCUAUGAAAAGGUUCCCAGGAAGAUGGUGAGGACGGAGGAGAAGGAGGUCAUCCACCUGCUGCCAAUCAAAGACAAGACAGGAGUCAUUCCCCAGACUGUAGAGAGAGUCAUCAAACAUCAGAAGGGAGAAGAGGAGGAGGAAGCAGCUGACGAACGAGAGGAGCCAGAGAACGAGGGGGAGCCAGAGAGUGUUGUAGAACUGACAGCGGAGCAGAGGGAGCGACUCAGAGUUCAGAUAAUAAACCAGAAGAAGCUGCUCAUCGCAAACCUGGCGUCAGCCGUCAUCUCUGACCCGUUCAGUAACAUCAAGAGGCUGAAGGAGCUGCGGGGGAUGCUGAUGGAGCCUGACCCCUGCGUGGCGGUGACAGUCAGGAAGCUGGUAAUGGUUUCUCUCAUGGAAAUCUUUAAAGACAUCGCCCCCACCUACAGGAUCCGCCCCCUGACCGCCGCCGAGAAGGGCGUUAAGGUGAAGAAGGAGACUCAGCGUCUCAGAGAGUUUGAGGAAGGUUUAGUGAGUCAAUACAAGUUUUACCUGGAGGACCUGGAACAGACCAUCAAAGACUGGAAGCAGAAGAAGAAGAAGCGUUCACAGGUUGUGAGUCUUCAGUCGUACCAGAGUCUCGCUCACGUGUCGGUUCGUUGUCUGUGUGAGCUGCUGCUUGCUCUGCCGCACUUCAACUUCCACAAUAAUAUCGUCGUCGUCCUCGUGCCGCUGAUGAACGAUCCCGCCAAGCAGGUGUCAGACAUGUGUUGUGAUGCGUUCAGGAAACUCUUCCAGGAGGACAAACUGGGCGGGGCAUCAUUGGCAGCAGUCAGAGUAGUCUCUGGACUUGUAAAGAGUCUAAACUACAACAUCAGACCUGAAGUGCUGCGGACACUGCUCAGUCUGAGGAUUCAGGAGGUCCAGCUGAAGAAGGACGUGGAGGAGACGGCGCCACAAAAGAAAUUCAUGAACAAUAAAGAGAAGAAGAAGAAUCUGUCCAGGAUGAAGAGGAAGUGGAAGAAGGCUGAGGAGAAGCUGGAGAAGGAGUUGUUGGAGGUUGAGGCGUCAGAGAGCAAAGAGAACAAGAUAAAGUUGCACACAGAGACUCUGAACAUCGUCUUCCUCAUCUACUUCAGGAUUUUGAAGAAAGCUCAGAGGUCUGUUCUACUUCCUGCUGUUCUGGAGGGACUGGCCAAUUUUGCUCACCUGAUCAACCUGGAGUUCUUUGACGACUUGCUCAGCGUGCUGCAGAACCUCAUCCAAUCAGGGGAUCGGACGAAUCGGGAGAGUCUUCACUGCAUCCAGACCGUCUUCACCAUCCUGUCAGGACAAGGUGACGUCCUGAACAUCGACCCUCUCACCUUCUACUCUCAGCUCUACAAGAUGCUGCCACGGCUGCACGCAGGGGCACCUAAUGAUGACAUCAUCAUCCUGCUGCGGUGUCUGGACACUAUGUUGAUUCGCCGUAGGAAGCAGGUCACCCUGCAGAGGGCAAUGGCAUUCAUCAAAAGACUGAGCACACUCAGUCUGCACGUACUGCCCAACGCCAGUGUGGGGAUGCUCGCUGCCAACAGAGCCACCAUGCACGUGAGUGUGUGUGUGCGAGAGAGAGAGACAUAGACCAUUGUUCAUCAA